UCCCACUCCAACCGACCCCACGCCGAACCCUCCCACGCUGACCAGCUGGUUCCCUCACCUUCCGCCAACUUCCCUAAUCGGAGUCUCAAGAGCGCUUUCCCGACGUCAUCGCCUCACGGCAUGACCUGCGCCCCGCCAAGAUGCUGCCCCCGGCCGAGCUGUACAGCAUGAUUAUGGAGGACUACCAUAAGCUGGAAGAAAUACCACCGGAAGCACACCUACUCUGCCCCAAGGUAGAUGAUGACGAUUGCGAAAAUUACGAUGACCUUGACGACCCUGGAGACAUCUCAGCGGAGGAGAAAAAACGGAGGCUCGAGGACGCUAAGAAGCGACACGAAAUCACCUACCGGUUAUGUUUCCUGAUGGGCCUCAGCGAAGAGCAGGGAAGUACUUGGAUAGAGGUCUGGGCUAAGCGCCUCGAAGGAUUUCUCACCAGGUGCGACCGCUGCGUGAGAAGCUGGCACCUGGGUCGAGAGCCAUUCCUGAAGCUCACCAUGGACCUUUUCGACGAUGAUAUCCGCGGUGUCAUGGAGGAGAAGCUCAACCAUUUCGACAAGGUCCGGAUAGACGCUGGCGUCGAGGAAGCGGAACGACUCAUCAAGGAGCAUGGGCCGCUGAACGCGACCAGAAUGGCUCGUUUCAGCAUCUCAGCCGUCAUCGCGCUCUUCGAGUCAUUAUGCAACAUGCCAUAUCUGAGCAACCCAGAGAACCGCGUAAAGUUCAACUUCGUGUUCGAGAAAAUGCAGCAGAAGAAGCCGCUCCGAACGCAGGGAGGCCUUAUCCCCACCAUGACAUACUUCCUCUUCGACAAGGACUACUAUCGGAACAUGUUCGCCAGGACGGGAUGGGAGAUUCUUGCGCCUGGGUCCGUUUCCCAACAAGUGUGGGACUGGGCGGUGCAUGACAACUUGGUGGAAGCCAUAACAGAUGCGUCUUACGCAAGAGGGACGCCCACCGCGGAGAAAAUAUCAACGUUCUGGCAAGGGUUCCUCCUUAUCCUGAAUGCCCUGAGCGAAGAACGGGUUGUACACUCGCUCCGGGCCAUGGAAGUGCAGCCGAGUGUCUAUCAUCUCGCCCUGGACCACACUAGGACUGACUCGGACCAGGCGCUCGCACUUGUCAUGAAGGGACUCCGUGCUCUGAUGGAGAAGUCGCCCAAGGCCUUCUGGGCCGCAUAUGACCAAGUGACACCUAACCAGCUCGCAGAAACGAUAUUUGUGAGCCCUGCUUUCCGGCCGUUGCUCGCUCAGUCUUUGGCGCCCGAAAUGAUGGUCCAAGAGGGUGAUAAUGCCACGCCGGCGCUGGCAGCGUGGGUGGAAGCCUCGGUCAAGUCGCUUCCCAUAAGCCGCAGAACCGAGCUCUGCGAAUAUCUCCUGCGCCAUCUCUUCGACAAGUUCAGGGUCGAUCCGACUUGCACUCCGGACGGUCAAGCCACUUGCACUCUGGCCGGCCUGAAGGCCCUCCAUGUGACCCUGGAGGGCUUCCUCGAUCCCAGCGCAAGAGUGGAUUCCGGAACCUCUCUCAUAUACAUCAACACGCUCAUCAACCUCGUCGUCAAGUACAACGAGGUCAUAGUUAGCUCUGCCGAGCGGCGCCCGGGCGAUAGGUACGAUGUCGGCCUGUCCAGCACGGCCGUUGCCACCAUCCACUCGGCUCUCGCACUCGACUCGAAGGCCAUCCGGGUCGAGUGGAAUGCGAUCCACGAGACGGGCGGGGCGCAGCAGACCCUGGAGAGGCGAUCCGGCCAAUUAUGGGAGUCCUUCACCGAGAUGCUCUGGCCGGGUAGGGUUGAGUUAGCCAGGGCCAUGCUCAUGGCAAUCAUGCCUCUGCGGAGUAUCGAGCAGUUCAAGCCGCCCAGGGGCGAAAGGUUGGACGACGGUCCUAAGAAGCAGUUCAACCAGAGAUUCCAGAAGGCUACGGCAGCAAUAGGGACGAUGCUCCGGCGGUUGUCUGACUUCAACCCUGGUGAUCUGCACAUGUUCUGUGCCGAGAUUCCCGGCCGGACAAUCUACCCCAUUGUGGCAUCCCUCAUUCACGGCGAGGACGUCAUCAGGGAGGCCGGUAUAGACCUGCUCAAGGCCAUCACUGGUGAAGCCUCGCGUUCCAAUGCCGUGAACAAGAUGCUCGAAGAGUAUUUCAGUCCCUUCUUGGACGCCUUUUCGGGGGCGGUGAAGACCGUUACCAUCGACAAAGACUCCAACAAUCCUUUUACUCCCGUUCCGCCCACUCUGCAACUUAGCGCAGAUAUCAUGAACGGUCUGUGCGACCCGUCCGUAGGCCUACUGAGAUCAAGGACCUUGACGCAGGGAGAGCUCGGGGCGCUUAGACGCUGGUGGCAGUCCGAAUGGCAUUGCCUGAACCAUUCGUUUAGGACCAUUAAAACAUGGCAUGAGCGGAAUGAUAAGAGGACGCUGGAGGACUUUUUCCGCACGGCGAUGGAACUUGCUGACAAGUUCCUCGACCAAGACGGUCUCAUGGCAUCAGUCUUUAGCCGCCUAGACAGAACUAGCAACACGGCUCAUUCGCGCGGCGAUGCAACCGCCGCAGCUCUGGGAGAUGUGCUUGAGCCACCCCGGGUCUGUUCGAUCGGAAUAGUGGGCAUGCUGCAGAUUCGCGAUCCGUAUCUGGUCUCCAUGACGGUCAGCGUCCUCGUCAAGCUGCUUCGGCGGUUGCGGGAGCAGAAAAUGGUACUGCCGCAUCAGCCGACUGCCAUGAUCCUGAACAGCUGCAAGAUGACGGAGAAGGGGGAAUAUGCGUCGAAGACGAACUUGAACGAUACCCAGCGGGUCGAGAUCUUGAAAGCCUUCGGGGCAGACGUUGAGGACGAAGAUGACGAGCUCCAAUAUCUCGGCAGAGCGCCCCCCAAAUCACAGGACAAGGAAAAGGUGAAGAGGCAGAGCAGGCUUGAUUUCUCAAAGGCCGCCGAGUCGAGCAGGUCUGCCCUUCGCACCAACCGAGAAGACGUUGUCGACUUGACCAGCUCGGUCGACAAGUACCGGCCAACCCUUGAUAAGAUCAAGGCUCGCCAGGCGUCCAAGCCCGACCAGAGGCUAUUGCUCGCAACUCAAGCCUCGAUUAAGGAAGCUAGACUUAAGGAGAAAGCAGAGAAGGCCAAGAGAGAUGCCGAAGCAAUCGCCAAAGCGAAAGCCCUGCGUGCACCCCCUAAGAUCGUUCCGGGCGAGGGCUCUGGACUCCAGGGCAUCGCCGGCGUCAGGGGCAAGGAUCAUUCGCAAGGCGGUCAGAAGGACCAGAUCAUGGUCGGCAGCUCGUCUGAGGACGAGGACGAGUCGGACGAUGAUGCCGCGUUGCUCAACCAGGGCAGGGCCGGCCAGAAGAUGAUGGAUGAAGCUGCUCGUCGUCAGCAACGAGCGAUGCUCGCAGAGAAACGUCCUGUCAAGAAGACCAAGCUGCAACGGUCUGCGAAGGAUAUGCGUGCUCGCCUCAUCCCGCCCAUGGAUGUCCUGCACGAGGCCAUCCUGCAAUGGGACAUCUUCCACACGGGCAACGACCCACCCAACGGUGUUCAAUGCUCCAACGUUGCUAAUGCUUACUUGAGCCCCCACGAGUACAAGCAGACGUUCCUACCCCUCCUCAUCUACGAGGCCUGGCGUUCGUUUGUGACGUCCAAGGACGAGUCCACGUCGAGACCGUUCGGCAUCAAGGUGGUCAAUCGCAUGUCCGUCGACAGAUUCCUAGAGGUCACCACAUCCAUGCCCCUCACGCCAACCAGGGACCGAAGCUUGGGAGAGGGCGACAUCAUCCUCCUCUCCAAAGGACAGGAUCCGCUCCGGCAGAGCGAUCUUCCUCAUUGCCUUGCCCGUAUCUGGAAGACGACCUACAAAAAGGAGUCGGUCGAGGUCGUGUACCGCCUAAUCGGCAAGAACAACCAGAUCCUUCCCGUCCUGCUCCCUGGGGCCGACUUCUACGCCGUCAAGAUCACCAACAUGAUAACCAUCGAGCGAGAGUAUGCGUCCCUCGAGAGUCUGCAGUACUAUGAUCUCAUGGACGAAGUCCUGAAAGCCGAACCGUCUCCGAUCCUUCGCUUCGGAAGCCAGGCGGUUGAGGAUGUCGUGAAGAACUAUCACGUCAACCCGGGUCAGGCAAAGGCGAUUCUGAACGCAAAAGAGAACGACGGCUUCACGCUCGUCCAGGGACCUCCCGGAACGGGCAAGACAAAGACAAUCGUUGCCAUGGUCGGCGCGCUGAUGACCGGCGUGCUCAAGUCUCCCAACGACGCAGUGGCCAUCACUCGCCCGGGGGCUGGCCCGUUGGGAGGCCCUAGCCCAUCAAAUCGGAGCCCUUCGAAGAAGCUCCUCGUCUGCGCACCUUCCAAUGCCGCCGUGGACGAACUCGUUGUCCGUCUCAAGGCCGGCGUCAAGACCAUGAACGGCUCGUUCCAUAAACUCGAAGUCAUCCGCCUCGGGCGUAGCGAGGCCAUCAACGCCGCGGUCAAAGACGUCACCCUGGACGAAUUGGUCAAAGCUAGGAUGAGCGCCGAGAUGGAAAAGAACGGCAACGUCAGCGACAGGGAGCGGAUGCAUCAGGAAGCCGCCGAGGUCAAGCAGAAGCUCGCCGAUCUGCGACCUCAGCUCGAGGCUGCCAGAGAGAGCACGGAUAGGGGCUCGUGUCUCAAGCUGCAGCGGGAAUUCGACGAGCUCAAGCGGCGACAGGCGCACAUCGGCGCCAGGAUCGACGCCGCCAAGGACAAUGGCAAUACCUACGCACGAGAGGUCGAGAUUAAGCGUCGCCAGAUCCAACAAGAGGUCCUGGAUAAGGCCCAGGUGCUAUGCGCCACCCUAAGCGGCAGCGGGCACGAGAUGUUCAAGAAUCUGAACGUCGAGUUUGAGACAGUCAUCAUUGACGAGGCGGCGCAGUGCGUGGAACUAAGUGCGCUCAUCCCUCUCAAAUACGGCUGCUCGAAAUGUAUCCUCGUCGGAGAUCCCAAGCAGUUGCCGCCCACCGUCCUCUCGCAGUCUGCCGCUCGUUUUGGAUACGAUCAGAGUUUGUUCGUCCGGAUGCAACAAAAUCAUCCGGACGAAGUCCAUCUACUCGACCGGCAGUACCGCAUGCACCCAGAGAUCAGUCGAUUCCCUAGUCAGGAAUUCUACGAGGGUCGUCUGGAAGACGGCGCCGAUAUGGCGCAGCUACGGGCGCAGCCGUGGCACCAGAGCGGUCUUCUGGGGCCCUACAGGUUCUUCGAUGUCCGAGGCGUCCAGGAACGAGGCAACAGGGGCCAGUCUCUGGUCAACGCCGAGGAACUCAAGGUUGCAAUGCAACUCUACGACCGAUUCCGUAUCGACUAUAGUAAGCUCGACCUCAAAGGGAAGAUCGGCAUCAUCACUCCAUACAAGGCGCAACUAUUCGCACUGCGCCAGCGCUUCACGGACAGAUACGGCGAGGGCAUCACGGAGCAGAUCGAGUUCAACACCACGGACGCGUUCCAGGGCCGCGAGUGCGAGAUCAUCAUAUUCUCCUGCGUCCGGGCCAGUCCAACCGGAGGCAUCGGUUUUAUGACGGACAUCCGCCGGAUGAACGUCGGACUGACUCGAGCGAAGUCGUCCUUGUGGAUUCUUGGAGACUCGCGCGCCCUCGUCCAGGGCGAGUUCUGGGCAAAGUUGAUCACAGAUGCAAAGCACCGUAAUCUCUAUACGAACGGCGACGUUAUGGCACUGUUGAAGCAGCCGGAUGCACAAGUACGAGGCUCCCUACCUCCUCCGACUGCAUCGCCCUAUGCUAACCAGUCUCGGCAGGCUCCUCAGCCUCGGCGGUCUGCUACUCCUCUUGAUGUGCAGAUGGGCAAUACUUCUGACCCUCCCCAGCGACCACCGUCGCAAAAUUCUAUCCCGUCUCGGUCCACCACUCCGCUGCAGACGGCCAAUGCUCCUGGCCCUCACCAGCGACCACCAUCACGACAAUCCAUUCCGCCUCCUGGGCGUCGGCAAUCGGUAGAGAUGACCGAUGCUCCUAACCUUCCCCAGCGACCUCCGUCACGACAAUCCAUCCAGCCUCCUGAAGCUCCGGCUGCACAUCGAGCCGUCGAGAAACCAGGACCUCGAAGACCACACUCCUCAUACGGGGCACCAAUCAUUGGAGGCUUCGAUGCUAAUGGGCAGGCCAUACCCGUCACCCCACAUGAGGUUGACCGUCCCGUUGUGCACGCCUCGCGGGCACCGGAACCGGGUUCCAGCGCCGGGAAGAAGCGGCCCCUGGACGCCAGUGAUAAUACUCACCCGGCGGCGAAGAGAGUAGGUCAAGGCUUUGAAUAAUCGACUGCCAGCACUUGGGAAUGACUAAAUUGGAAACCGUAGAUGCUCAACGCGCCCUCGAUUCUGCGAGGAGCUCAGAGGGCUCCAAGAGCCCCCAAGGCCUAUAGGCCUCCUCCACCGCCCACCGAUCCAUCUGCGAUGGAAGUCUUGGGCUUGGUUCCUCCGCAACGGCCCCCACCCCCUCCCUCUGCCCCACCCCCUCCUCGGGUUCCCCCU
Molecule: messenger RNA, 6482 nt
Organism: Phialemonium atrogriseum
Lineage: Eukaryota; Fungi; Ascomycota; Sordariomycetes; Cephalothecales; Cephalothecaceae
Exons: 2
Coding region: 141-6266 (2041 amino acids)
Biological process (GO): termination of RNA polymerase II transcription
Cellular component (GO): nuclear body
Molecular function (GO): helicase activity; transcription termination site sequence-specific DNA binding
Source: RefSeq, a predicted model, not a curated record